This is a messenger RNA of Eucalyptus grandis, 1179 nucleotides long. Its product is annotated as probable carboxylesterase 12. Gene Ontology annotation, molecular function: hydrolase activity. The coding region runs from base 29 to 976 and encodes 315 amino acids. The record is from RefSeq and is a predicted model, not a curated record. The transcript is spliced from 2 exons. Lineage: Eukaryota; Viridiplantae; Streptophyta; Magnoliopsida; Myrtales; Myrtaceae.
UGCUGCUUCUCUGUCACUCAAAAACCACAUGGAAACAGAAGUGGCCCAGGAUUUGUCUCCGUUGGUAAGAAUUUACAAGGAUGGCCGAGUGGAAAGACUCUUGGGCACGGCCACUGUCUCUCCGUCUCUCGAUGAGAAAACUGGCAUCCAAUCGAAAGAUGUCGCCAUUCCAUCGGAUUCCGCCGUGUCGGCAAGACUUUACAUCCCUAAAGCAGCGGUUGAUUCUCUCCAAAAGCUCCCUGUACUCGUGUAUUUUCACGGGGGAGGCUUCAUAAUUGAAACGGCGUGGUCACCGACUUACCACAACUAUCUCAAUGCCCUCGUCGCAGAGGCUAACAUCAUUGCUGUCUCCGUUGAAUAUAGGAGGGCACCAGAGCAUCCUCUCCCGGCAGCUUAUGACGAUUCGUGGACUGCCCUCAAAUGGGUGGCCUCUCAUUCUGCCGGAAAUGGCCCCGAGGAAUGGUUGAAUUCUCAUGCCAAUUUCAAGAAGGUCUUCAUGUCUGGAGAUAGCGCCGGGGCCAACAUAGUUCACAACAUGUGCAUCCGACUGGGAGAGGAAAAGCUAAAUGGAGUUGAAUUUUCCGGCAUUAUGAUGGUGCAUCCUUAUUUUUGGGGCGACGAGCCAUUGCCUUUAGAGACCACCGAACCCGAGAAGAGGUCCCAGGUCAGGGACAUCUGGCGCAUGGUGAACCCGACGACCACAGGCUGCGACGACCCCCUAGUGAACCCGGCAACCGACCCAAGGCUAUCAGGCUUGGGAGUCGAUAGGAUCCUAAUUUGUGUUGCUGAGAAGGAUAUGUUGAGACAAAGGGGUUGGUAUUACAAGGAGGUGUUGAGUAAGAGCGGAUGGAGUGGCGUUGUGGAAGUGGUGGAAGCACCGGGGGAGGAUCAUGUGUUUCAUUUGCUAAAUCCUGGAUGUGAGAAUGCUGCGAAGAUGAUGAAGAAAUUGGUUUCCUUCAUGAAUGAUGAUAAGUAGGGUCAGAGGUAUUACUGUGAAUAAGUAGCUUCCUUUCUGUGCGGGGCUGAUUCUUGUUAUCUCGAUGUCUAUUUGUACUAAAAGACUGAGUCUGGGUUUCCAUUGGCCAGGAACCGUGUUUGGUGCGUGUUAAUAUUCUUAUUUGGCUUGUAAGUUUGAAAUCCUAUUGUAAAAUGAAGAACAAUUAUCCAAAAUGUCCUAAA